Molecule: messenger RNA, 724 nt
Organism: Fusarium graminearum PH-1
Lineage: Eukaryota; Fungi; Ascomycota; Sordariomycetes; Hypocreales; Nectriaceae
Exons: 3
Coding region: 117-533 (138 amino acids)
Biological process (GO): mitochondrial DNA replication; positive regulation of helicase activity
Cellular component (GO): mitochondrial nucleoid
Molecular function (GO): single-stranded DNA binding
Source: RefSeq, a predicted model, not a curated record
UCCCAGUUCGAUUUUUGUCUCCGCUUCAGCUUCUCUCGUUCCCCCUCCAGCCAACGACGAAACGAAACAAAGAAAAGUGAGGGAAAAAAGACACACCACCACACACCAAAUACAUCAUGUCUUUCUCUACCGUCUUCCGUCGUGCCGCCGUCGCACCGGCUUUCUCUGCCCGUGCUUUCAGCACCACCGCUGCUCGACCUCUGGCCAAGAUCACCAUCGUUGGCAACCUUGCCGACACCCCAGAGGUUCAACCCACCAGCAACGGCCGCGACAUCGUUCGCUACUCUAUCGCCAGCAACUCUGGUAACCGCGAAAACCGCAAGACGAGCUGGUUCAGGGUCACCAGCUUCGCCGAGGGUCCCUCUCGAGACUACCUUAUGAGCCUUCCCAAGGGUGCUACCGUCUAUGUCGAGGGCGACGCCACUAUGCGCUCUUACACCGACGCCAGCGGCCAGAACCGCACAAGCCUCAGCAUUGUCCAGCGCCAAAUUGAGGUUCUUCGACGUCCCCAAGCUCCCGAGCAGGGCGAGUAAACAUGCCCACAUGGACGCGACCUUUUCGUGGCGCCAUAAUACCUCGACUGCUGCUUUCUUCUCUCUGUCUCAAAGAUGGUCUCUUUUGUCGGAUGCUAAUGUAUGGGUGCAAUGUACGAUGGGCUUUAAGACAGCCGGUGAAGGAACUGUAUGAUACCACGAUGCAAUAUACUUUUAACAUCACAUAUCAA